Aphanomyces invadans is the source of this 1217-nucleotide messenger RNA. RefSeq lists its product as hypothetical. The coding region runs from base 14 to 976 and encodes 320 amino acids. The record is from RefSeq and is a predicted model, not a curated record. Gene Ontology annotation, cellular component: membrane. The transcript has 3 exons. NCBI's taxonomy places the organism in Eukaryota, Oomycota, Saprolegniomycetes, Saprolegniales, Verrucalvaceae.
UUCUGCCUAGAAGAUGCUGCCCAACGGCGGCGGCGGCAAUCGGCCAUCCGCAAGCCGAUCGACCAUGACCCGUCGUUCGGAGUUCGACUUCAGUCCCCACGAGAAGCCAUCUCCGUUCCUUGGAGUUGUCAAGGUUGUCAUCAUGCUCGUGAACGUUGCGUUCAUGAUGGUUGCAGGCAUGUUGAUCUACUUCACCGCGUGGAUCCAGAGCCUGGGCUUGGUCGCGAUGUUUGGGUCCAACUACUCAUGGCUCUCGACCGCCAUGUUUGGAGUUGUGCUCGCGUUUGGGGUGCUGGUGAUCACAACGUCGUUGGUCGGGUGUUUGGGGGCGUGGGCAAAGAACAGGCACAUGCUGCUUGGGUACAUGUUCGUCCAAACGAUCAACCUGGUUGUGUUUGUGGUGAUUGCCGUCGGCGGGUUUCUCACACGCCGCAUGGCCCACUCGUUGCAAGCGAGUGCCACGCCUCGCCACGAAGAAGCUUCCUUUCCCAUGCACUUCAAUCCGCUGUACUGCCAAAGCCAAGUUGCGUACUACUGCUCUGCUGGAAGCGUCAGUGAAUCUCUCACGCUCUUCUUGGGUCCCUCUGUCGCGGCCAAAGCUCGAGGCGUCUUCGAUCAGCUAUACGGGUGGGACAUAGCUUGCAACAGCUCGCUCAUUCGCAUCACCGACACAGACUUGAGCCGACAAGUCAAUGCUACAUGCGCUUUAUGCGGGAAAUAUCCCGCCGCCAAGUACAGCGAGUUCUUGACGACUAUAGUGGGCACAUGCCCGCUCACACCCGACACGGCCAAGUGGUGCGGUGUAUACCUGACCACCGUGAACACGAGCUUCAGCAACGUAAGCUCCACACCCUACGGCGCGUGUAGAGCCCAAGUUUUGGACUUGUGGGUGCAUCUAAGCUCAUGGGUUGGAUUUGGGGCAGUGGGGGUCGCUCUUUUCUCGUACGAGACUGCUCCCAUGUUCAACACGACCUGAAUGAACCUUCGCUUCAGGCUUGCGAUCAUCGGGUUGUCCGUUCUUCUGCGCCAAUUGGUUUCGAAAGCCGAGGCCAUGGACACUGACGCCGACGACAAUCCUCGGACCACGUCGAUGUCUCCCAUAUUUCCACCAUUGCCCUCGCCGUUGGAAUCGGAUUACCAUGUGAUCCGGUCGCCUGUUCCUGUUUAAAUCCGACCAAGGCACGAGGAAUAAAUGUAUUUUUCGUGAAUCGUAGCAA